Neurospora hispaniola is the source of this 847-nucleotide messenger RNA. RefSeq lists its product as uncharacterized. NCBI's taxonomy places the organism in Eukaryota, Fungi, Ascomycota, Sordariomycetes, Sordariales, Sordariaceae. The transcript is spliced from 3 exons. The record is from RefSeq and is a predicted model, not a curated record. Bases 101 to 733 code for a protein of 210 amino acids.
CAACCACAUGGCCGUCACAUCACCCGCCUCCCAACGUGUCGACCUCCUGGUGGGUAUCGCAUACACAUAUUCCACUGUAUGAGCCUCAGCCUUUUCAAGCAUGGGCAACAUAGAAGACCACCGGAUCGAUCACCACACCUCUGUCGAAAUGAAGGAUCAUCUAUGGGCCAGACGAAUUGGUUCUAUCAACUUUACGGGUCCAGCUCACGUACUCCAUCUUCCCGGGUUGACACCUUCGUCGAGACCAUAUCCGACUUCCCGGGCCUGUGAUGGACACGGAGACCUGCCCACGGAUUCGGCUACCCCUGAGCUCUGUCUUCUGCGUUGUCCUUCGACACCCAUGUCGAUUCCCCAACAUUGGCAACCCAAAUCAUCCAAUCGCCGUCAACCCCCCCAAUCUCAGCUGCACAGCCAUCAACAUAUGUCGAACAUAUGUGAUGUGCCAUGUGCAGUUCUACCAGUGAACAUCGCUUCAUGUCUGUUCACUGCUAGACAGUCAGAAGGAAAAUCCUUUAGGCAGAACUUCUUUCUUGCCAGAUUGAGCCACUCGGUUCAUCGACUUGCCCAUUAUCAAGUUCGACUCGUCUCAGUACGCACCAAUUAUUCUGGCUCUGGAGUUUGGCCCAAACACGACCACAGUCCAACAGCUCUUCACACCCCUAGUCAUAUGUCCGUUAGCGCCGACAUAGCCACUGGCCACUCCGAGGCCAACUUGAAGCCACCCUCAAUGUGACCCGGUUGGCAAUGGCAGGUGGCAACAUGGUGCUUACUGCCGCGCACCUUCGCCGGCCUGCUCACUGCUGCAGGCCUAGCAUCCAAUGAAGGCCUGGCUCGGGUAUCUGAUGGG